UCCUUGGAGUGUAUGAAUGAACAACAUGCAGAGGGAUAGUUUAGCUACUGGAGCUAGCCAGCUGUCAGUUUCCUAACAAAUGAGUCGCAGACAUUUGGAAAUUACAAUCUUGUUUAUUACAACUAAGCGCUUUUGACUAACGGGACAGGAAACAUGGAGGAUAAAGGUCAAAAGCCAGAAGCAGAUGAGAACAGUUUUGAAUCACUGGAGAAGGAGUUCCAGGAGGUUCUCGAUGAGCUGGUGGGAGACAAGAGCCUGGACAAAUUCCGGGUUGAAUAUGAGAAACUGACCAAUGCCCUGAAGAAGUCCCACGAGAGCGAGAAGAGGCUGAUGACAAAAUGCAGGGAGCUGAAUGCAGAGAUAGUGUCCAAUUCAGUAAAAGUUGCUACUGCACUGAAGUUGUCCCAGGAAGAUCAAACGACUAUAACUUCUCUGAAGAAGGAAAUAGAAAAGGCUUGGAAAAUGGUUGAUGCAGCCCACGAUAAAGAGCUCAGAGCAAAAGAGACAAUUCAAACAUUGAAACAUGAAAUUUCAAAUCUAACAAAACUUGUUGAACAAGGUGCUGGCUUGUCCGUGGGUCAAGAACAUGGUGUAAAUGAUCUGCUGAAAAUCAAAGAGGAACUAACCAAGGAAAGAGAUGAACUGCUUACGGAAGUGGUGACUCUGCGAAAGAGUCUAACAAAGGCCACCGCCAGUCAACAAGAGAUGGAGGUUCAAAAGGAAAAGGCAAUGGAAACCAUAUCUCAGCUCCAGCAAGACAUCCAGGUCCGUCAGAACGAGUGCUCGCGGGAGACACGGCGGAAGGAGAAGCUGGAGAAGGAAGUGAAGCAGCUGCACACAGACCUGGAUACCAAGCAGUCGGACAUCAAAGUGCUGAACCUGCAGAGCCAGCGCAGCAAAGAGGAGCAGCAGAGGCUGGAGCAGCAGCUGCGGGAGCAGAAGAUUCUCAAUGAGCGGGCCACAAAGGAGCUGGAGCAACUGCAAGUGAGAAACACCAAACUCCAGCAGGAGAAUGAACAGAAUGCCCUGAGUUUGGAGCAGCUCUCUCUCGACACACAACAAAGGGCAUCUGACCUUAAGAUAAAGGAGGAGGAGGUGAAUCAGAUGCGUCAGGAGAUUGCCAAACAAACAAAGAUGAGAGAGGCCACUCAACGGAAGUUCCGACAGACGGAGGAUCAGAAGUUGGAAGUGGAGCAGCAGAGGGACAUGCUGAAAAACCAGAUCGCUGGCCUGGAGAGAGAAAUGGAGUCCUCCAAAAAGCAGAUGGAGAUUGACAAGAAAGGCAUUGACGAACUGGUGCGGGAAAGAGACAUCCUGAACAAGGUAUAACAUUGGAUCAAGGCAGCUAAUGCCACGGAGAAGCAGCUGAAUAUAGGGAAGCUCCAUGAGCAGUCCAAGAAGAACCUGGACCAGGAGAUCAUGAACUACCGCGACGAGGCCCAGAAGCAGCGCAAGAUCAUCUACCAGCUAGAGAAGGAGCGUGACCGCUAUAUCAACGAGGCCAGCGAUCUCACACACAAGGUGCUCCAACACAUGGAGGACAUUAAAAUGAGGGAGAUGCAGAUCUUUGAGUACAAGAAGAAGAUUGCAGAGGCAGAGACCAAGCUCAAACAGCAGCAGAACCUCUACGAGGCGGUCCGAUCUGAUCGGAACCUCUACAGCAAGAACCUCAUCGAAGCCCAGGAUGAGAUCACAGAGAUGAAGAGGAAACUGAAGAUCAUGAACCAUCAGAUUGACCAGCUAAGGGAGGAGAUCAACAGCAAAGAGUCUGCCCUGGUCAAGGAGCACCUAGAGUUCCAGCGAGUGGAGAAAGAGAAGGAGGCUCUGAAGGCCGAGCUCCAGAAGAUGAAGCAGCAGGCUCAGGAGACGAAGCAGUUUAUCGACAACCAGGAGGCCGAGGAGAGAAAGCUGCUUAAGAUCAUAUCCGAUGCUGAUGCUGAGCGGCUCAGACAGAAGAAAGAAUUGGAUCAGGUGAUCAGCGAGCGAGAUAUCCUGGGCACUCAGCUGGUGCGGCGAAACGAUGAGCUGGCCCUACUAUACGAGAAGAUCAAGAUCCAACAGUCCAUGCUGAACAAGGGAGAGAUCCAGUACAACCAGAGGGUGGAGGACAUCCGCCUCCUCAAGAUGGAGAUCAAGAAACUCAGACGGGAGAAGGGCAUCCUGGCCAAGACUGUGGCUAAUGUGGAAGACUUAAGACGUGAGGUUUUCCACAUGCAGAGGGAGCUUCUCAAAGAGAGGACAAGGUGCAGAGCCUUGGAGGAGGAGCUGGAGAAUCCUAUGAAUGUACAUCGUUGGAGAAGGCUGGAGGCCAGCGACCCAAGCACCUAUGAGUUGAUCCAGAAGAUUCACUCUUUACAGAGGCGUCUGAUAACCAAGAGUGAGGAGGUGGUGGAGAAAGAGCUUUUAUUACAGGAGAAGGAGAAGCUGUACGUGGAGCUGAAGCACAUUCUGUCCCGACAGCCUGGACCGGAGGCAGCCGAGCAGCUUCAAAUCUACCAGCAGACACUGAGGCAGAAGACAAAACAGCUCAAGGCUUUGUCAUCAGAGCUGAACAUGUAUGAGUCCCAGACACAGGAGUACAAGUAUGAGAUUGAGAGACUGGCCCAUGAGCUGCAGAACAUCAAGAAGAAGUACCUCACUCAGAAACGCAAAGAACAGCAGUGCAGGGAGAAAGAGAGGAGCCUGGCCCAGGUGGGACAGUCGGUGAUCCUGCCCCAGCGCAGCGACGGUCCAUGCUUCACCGGUGGAGGCUUCAGUCUUAAACAGCCUGGCAAAAUCACCACCUAGAGGGAGAGACAAGAAGCUCCCUCCAGCCUUACAACAUCUUGACACACUGCCUCUUAUCACCCCUCAUAGGACACUCAUCGUUUUCGAUACUGUUUUUAAGAGCUCUUAUAAAGGAAAAAUAAAUAUUACCAGAGUUGGGCUGUGAUUUUAUUCAAUAAAUAGAGCUUACUUCACGUA
This is a messenger RNA of Salvelinus sp. IW2-2015, 2964 nucleotides long. It is a transcript of the gene cfap58, whose product is annotated as cilia and flagella associated protein 58. Gene Ontology annotation, cellular component: cytoskeleton. Lineage: Eukaryota; Metazoa; Chordata; Actinopteri; Salmoniformes; Salmonidae. The record is from RefSeq and is a predicted model, not a curated record.